CACAACUGCUCGAAAGCGACAACUCCGGGACGCAUAGGAGGGAUUCAAUUUGUUGGCGUCGACUGGCAGAUUCUGGCAUUGGAUAUAGAUACAGUCAUCUGCCCGGUUCUUUCCUUUAGAUUUUCUCUCCUCGGUCCCGUCCUCCGAACACCAUGGCCGAUUUCGGUUCCGCGCUCAAUUUUGUCACCGACAACGCGGUGGCUUCGAUUCUCAAAGGCGCAUACGAUGCCUUUUCGGAACGAAGAGAAGCCCUUGGGCUGACGAACCCCGGCACCGUGGAGAAUGUUGCCCGUGAAGUGCAGAAGGAUGUUUUGCUCUCCAAUUUCAUGUUCACCGGCCUCCGCGCAGAUCUGACAAAGGUCUUUGGCGUUUCUCCGCUCUUCAGAGUCUCGCAUGCAUUCACAAUGGGUUCGCAAGGGAACCUGCCACCCUAUGCCUUUUCCUCUAUGUUUGGCACUCCCAGCGUACUUAUGCAAGGCAAUAUUGGCAGUGAUGGAGCUCUUAACGCUGUCUGCAAUUAUCGGUGGACCUCCGCGCUGGUCACUAAAGCCAAUGCCCAGAUCAUGCCGGGGGCAGCCCAGGGACUCAUCCAAAUCGACAACGACUACACCGGCUCGGAUUUCUCUGUCUCCAUCAAAGCGUUCAACCCAUCAUUCCUGGAGGGUGGCCUUACAGGAAUAUACAUUGGAAGCUAUUUGCAAUCUAUUACCCCAGGGUUGGCCCUUGGAUUAGAGGCCAUGUGGCAGCGUGCAGGACUCAAUGCUCGCCCGGAGACGGCCAUCUCAUACUGUGCCAGAUACAAGGGUAGUGAUUGGAUUGCAAGCGCUCAGUUGCAAGCUCAGGGAGCAAUCAAUGCGUCGUAUUGGAAGAAGCUUUCCGAUAAAGUGGAGGCAGGCGUUGACAUGAACCUUCAAUUUUCCCCAAGUGGCAACCCCAUGAUGGGCGGUGGCCUUCGAAAAGAAGGAACCACAACCGUUGGGGCAAAAUACGAAUUCAGAGCAUCAACUUUCAGGGCUCAGAUUGACAGCUCUGGAAAGUUGGGCUGUCUCUUGGAGAAAAGAGUUGCCAUGCCCAUCUCUUUGACCUUCGCUGGAGAGAUCGACCAAGUCAAGCAACAAGCGAAAAUUGGCCUCGCUGUAUCAUUCGAGAUGGCCUCAGAGGAAUUAAUGGAGCAGCAGGAAAGUGGUGACAUGGCCAACGUCGCAGCACCACCAUUUUAAUGACGAUGACACUCAUGACAUCCUUCUCACCGCAUCACAUCCCAUCAUCCGGGAAACAGGCGCACUCGUAACCACCUUCCACCUGCCUCUUUAUUACAUUCAACGCAUUUAAUACCGGACUCCUGGUAUACCUUCUGGGACGCCCCGGAGGGAAAUCCAUUUCCCCUUUAUUUGUAUAUCCGUGAGGCGGUCAUAACUGGCGCAUCGGGAUCGAUCUUCCUUGUAUAGACUACCUCUGUACCGUUGUCUGCAUUACAUCCCCCCAUUCGCCUCGUUCUCCAUUCUACCUUUUCCCUUCAUUGCUUCCUCUAUUUCUGUAUUUUUCGACCGUGCCCUGGUGACUGUUUGGUCACGGGCGGCUGUGGGUUUGAUUCUGACGGGUUUACUCGGUUCGAAAGCGUUGACGUGAUUUAUUUUAGAGGAAGGUUCACUUGUAAAAUAAAGUCUUGAUUAUGGCAGCAAAAUGGGAUUGUGUUUUCGACCGUUCUGAGCUGGCGGCCUGGCAGGCAUUCAGGGCUCACACAACCUGGUUGGAAUCGACGAUGCGGAUUGGGAAGAAAUUGAUUGGCUGAAGGGUUCUAGCAGCUUCGUUAGCGACUGG
Molecule: messenger RNA, 1821 nt
Organism: Coccidioides posadasii C735 delta SOWgp
Lineage: Eukaryota; Fungi; Ascomycota; Eurotiomycetes; Onygenales; Onygenaceae
Gene: TOM40
Product: translocase of outer mitochondrial membrane
Biological process (GO): protein import into mitochondrial matrix
Cellular component (GO): mitochondrial outer membrane; mitochondrial outer membrane translocase complex
Molecular function (GO): transmembrane protein transporter activity
Source: RefSeq, a predicted model, not a curated record